Messenger RNA from Phytophthora nicotianae INRA-310, 1239 nucleotides. RefSeq lists its product as hypothetical. NCBI's taxonomy places the organism in Eukaryota, Oomycota, Peronosporomycetes, Peronosporales, Peronosporaceae. The transcript is spliced from 3 exons. Bases 1 to 1239 code for a protein of 412 amino acids. The record is from RefSeq and is a predicted model, not a curated record.
AUGGAAGUUGAAAACGCAAAAUCGAUAACGACAGCUGCACCAGUGACCACCGCGGAAGAAGCAUGUUUCCGAGGUGAAGAAUUGGCCCUAUUGCACUUCAACUGGCUCCGAACCGACGAGCUGGGUGAGAUUGUUGCCAUGACGCCACGAUCAAAUCGCUCUCAAGAGCUUCCAGGUUUCGAGACAAGCCUUGUUCGAUCUUCUAUUGUCCUACCACCUUCACAAAGGCAUACGGGACGCAAAACACGCAAGGAGCAGAUCCAACAUCUUCAAAACGUUGUAUUGGAGCUCUCACGAAAACUGCAAGAUCUGCUGCUCGUGACCGCUAAACCGCAAGUGACAUCGAGUCCGGCACGUUCUAAAUCACCGUGGGAACGCCUUGCUACUCGGGAGCUAGAGAUGCGGCGAGAAGCAGAACGAGAAAACGCCAAACUAGCCGAAGCAAUAGCAGCGCAAAAGCGUACGAUACGCAACAUUAGGCGCUUACUCCGACGGAGGAUCGACCAUGAGCUGUUGAGAGACCUGCGCAACGCAAAGAAUCCUAUGCUGGGCAACAAGGAACAAGUCUUUGCUGAACUACUCCACCAAAGCGGCAAAGUUUACGGUGAUUUGGACAAGCUUUAUGCGGAGAACGGAAUGAAUUUGGUGCCUUGCCCGGGACGUACAAGACGACUUUACCCAGAUGCAGUUGAUGGCACUACUUUUGUAGAGUUCGAUGACAAUAACCAUGUCCCCUUUAGCUUUGCAAGAACUGAGCGUGCCGUCUGGGAGUUCUUACAAGGUACAAGGGUCCGUAAAGAUGUCCGAGUGUGUCUGAAGGAUGAUCAGCAGGCCGACGGAAUCUGCAAGAGUUGUGUCGGCUUUACUUACUCUGAACAUGGUUUAGCCUCGUACAUUUUGGAGCGGCGCGUCUCCCGUAAAUACGUCGAAGAGAACCGCACGGUGUUCGUCUGCCGUGCGAUGGUAGAACCUACCACAGCUGAGCACUGGUUUUCGAGUAUGCGAUUCUGUGAGACGAUGUCUAUUGUCGUCAGAACUGGUGAUCCUCUAUCUUCAGGCCAGGAAACGACUAUUAUUGAGAGUCAUAUUUCAGUGUCGAAGUUCUGUGAUCCAACCGCUCAACAACGGUGGCCUGAUUGCGUGGAAGCGACAGCAGACGGGUGGGAAUCGAAAGUUUCGUUCGCAAGUCAAGCGAUUGAGAAUUUGCUGUUUGAACGGACAUUGACAGCAAGUAGGUAG